Plasmodium fragile is the source of this 1752-nucleotide messenger RNA. RefSeq lists its product as uncharacterized. The record is from RefSeq and is a predicted model, not a curated record. The transcript is spliced from 2 exons. Bases 1 to 1752 code for a protein of 583 amino acids. NCBI's taxonomy places the organism in Eukaryota, Apicomplexa, Aconoidasida, Haemosporida, Plasmodiidae.
AUGCUGAAGGGCGUGGGGGACAAGACAACCCAAACGGAGGAGGGAGACCCCGCGGGGAGCAGCCGCGCCACCUCCCCGGCGUCCAGCACACCCUCUGGCGAGGACGCAGGAGGGAAAGACUGGUUUAUUGUGGAAAAUAUAAAACUCAGAAAACAAAUAAAAAGUCUCAAGGGGGAGUAUGAAAAGGUCAACAGGAACCUCAGCAUCAGGUGCGAGCUGCUCCAAAACAAGCAGCAAAUAAUCCCGAGCGAUAACUUCUACUUACAGCUGGACAAAAUUUUGCGCAGAAAGCGAAAAGGAAAAAAGUACAAAAAUAACGCCACACAAACAGACAUAACUUUCAUGAGCCCCUUCUUCGCCAAAUGGGACAGCUACUUGGAAGACUCAGCCUUGAACAGAAUUUCCAGCGAUGGGGAUAUGGAAGUUUUAAAAAAAAAAAGAAUCACAAAAAGAGUUAGCGAGAUCAGGUACCAGUACAAGUGUGCGAAUGAGGUAUGCAGGAGGUCGGACAACCAAAGAGGAAACAAAAAUUCCCCCCAAAGGAAGUACCCCUCAUGCGGAAAAGCGCGCGCGGUGCCUCCUACUCGACCAAGCACAAACAUGUUCAAGGUACCCAAUCACGUCAUCCACAAAGACAACGUACUCUACAGCCUCUACACAGAUAACGAUUUAAUUUUCAUACGCGAAAUAUCAGAGGACCUGAUCCCCAAGGGGGGAGAAAAGAAGGAUGCAGUAGAAGGGAAACUAAUGCGCGAAGGAAAAAAUGUACAAACGGAAUCUAGUUUGUUAGAAAAUCCCACAGAAGGGGAAAGGAUAAACGACUUACUUACACAUAUGAACGAGGACGAAACAUCACAAGUGGAAGACAAUAACAGCAGCCAUGUCGUCCUCUCUCAGGAUGAGGAAAACAAACAUGAGAAUACAUGUAGCAGAACAGGGGGGGGUAAAGGGAUGAAAGAAUAUGCAGCUGAAACGUACCCAGGCAUAGCAAAAGGGGACAAGUACAACGACGUUCUUUUAAAACAUCAGAGGGGGUACACAUCCUCAGAGGGAAGUGGAACAACCUUAACAGACCCAACACACACCCCACAUGGAAGAGCUUCCCAUGCGAAAAUUUCACAAAAAGGGAGAGAAGAAGUAGCCACGACGCCAGAGGAACGUAGGCAGAGUACCGGAUUUGUCUCAUCGCGUAGAAAAAAAAAAGAAGCCCCAACCAGUUCGGAGAUGGGCGUUGCCACCAGGGCUCCCAUCUACUUGGGGGGGAUCACAACAGAACCAGAACACACAGCGGACAAUGCAACCGCUCCACAGUGUGAUGAUAAUGAUAAUAACCCCCUGUUGGCACAAAAACACAGGAAAAAGAAAAACAAACAAAUAAGACAAUGUGAUUGUUCCCCAUUGGGGACUAAAAUGGAGACACGAAUGGAGCCUUCCGAAUGGAACAACCCCCUUAGGGGUGAAGCGCAACGUAAUAGUGACACGCCCUGGAGGAGGAAAACCUCCUACCCUUUUGUAAAAUUUGAUGCAGAUUCGUACAGCGCAGAACAGACAUGCCCAGCACAUGGGGAGGCAACCCCUAAAAUGGGAAUCCUCCCUCUUCCCCUCUGGGAUGCAAAACACAGAGGAACUACCCAUCCUCUUGAGGGGCGUCACCAUAACAUCUCACUUAGCGAUGCGGAAAAAAAGAGUGCCAAAGAAAUACGAAAAAUUUACUUGGACCAUAAGAAGCGGGCCUUCCUCUUCUACAUGUGA